This is a messenger RNA of Gambusia affinis (western mosquitofish), 1176 nucleotides long. Its product is annotated as 5-hydroxyisourate hydrolase-like. NCBI's taxonomy places the organism in Eukaryota, Metazoa, Chordata, Actinopteri, Cyprinodontiformes, Poeciliidae. Bases 189 to 608 code for a protein of 139 amino acids. Gene Ontology annotation, molecular function: hydroxyisourate hydrolase activity. The transcript is spliced from 4 exons. The record is from RefSeq and is a predicted model, not a curated record. Gene Ontology annotation, biological process: purine nucleobase metabolic process.
ACAACAGGCCUGUUGUUGACAUAAGAUAGGUUCUGUGUACUGAAAGCCGUGCUGACCGAGAGGGACUGUAUGAAGGAUUUUACAGGCAUAUUGUGAGUACAAUUUUGAUUAUUUUCAUCAAACUAUAAAUUUAAGUUAAACAUAACAGUAAAAACUGCAGAACCACGUCACAUUAUUUAUAAGUGAACAUGAGCGAAUUCAGGCUGCAGCAGCUGAAGAGUCACAUUGUCUCUGAAAGACGGAUCACAACUAUGUCAGGCUCACCCAGUCCUCUAACCACCCAUGUGCUGAACACUGCACUGGGAGUCCCAGGAUCAAACAUGACCAUCAAACUUUACCAACAAGACCCUUCAACCAAUGUCUGGCAUCUGAUAACCUCUGGGACAACUAACAGUGAUGGGCGAUGUCCAGGACUGAUCACACAACAGCAGUUUGUACCUGCUGUCUACAAAUUGUACUUUGAGACUGGUCAGUACUGGGCCAGUAUGGGACAGACCUCCUUUUAUCCCUACGUUGAGAUUGUUUUCACUAUAACUGAUCCAGGCCAGAGGUAUCAUGUGGCGCUGCUUGUGAGUCGUUUCUCCUUCAGCACAUAUAGGGGGAGCUAGAGAGCAUCUGUCGUUAACGUCUAGAACCUUCUAUCAACUUAUCACUAUCUGACUGAAAAAAAGCAUCGGCAACUCCACUAAUGACCCUCUUGGCAGCACUACUGGCGAAAUAUUUGUUUAUUUUCCUUGAAGAAAUUAGCACUACAACAUUAAAAUAAAUGAUUAUAUGUAUUACCACAAAACUAUUCUUUAGUCUUACUGGUGCAAACACCAGUAUGAGUUAAUGUUAAACUUUGGUGUUUAUUCUACUGAUUUUAUGAUUAGCUUGCAAUUAUGUGAUUAUUAACAGUGUUAAUUAAUCACAAUUUACAUCUCAAUAGUGUCACAUUAUGUAAAUUAUGCACAAUGUAUAUAAUUCUGCAUAUAAACUAUGCAUAAUUUACAUAAUGUAACAUGUUUACUUUAAUAGAUUCAUUCACAAUGAAAAUGCCUCGUCAUUUUUUUCUUCAGUGUUGUGCAUUUUAAAAAGUAAAACUAACUUUUUUUCAGUAUUUAAAGUCACACUGCAAGCAUUGUAUUUUUGUCAUUAACCCUUUUAAUUUUCUGCAAAUAAAUUCUUGAAAACAUA